AAAAUGAUAAUAAAGCAUCAUUCUUGAUUCAAAAAGCAGAGAUCUUGGCAGAACUUGAACUGUUCUCUCUGUUUCCCCAACAACGUAGAUGGAGGCAUUGGUUUCCAGACUACAUCUAUUAUAAGGCACAUGUGGAUGAAGUUCGAAGUAAAAUAAGAGAAAUAAAUGGACUCAAUUGGCAUGGUGUUGAGAAACCAAUUUUACAACCAGAACUUUUAAAACUUAUUG
Molecule: messenger RNA, 228 nt
Organism: Racocetra persica
Lineage: Eukaryota; Fungi; Glomeromycota; Glomeromycetes; Diversisporales; Gigasporaceae
Source: the annotation of a GenBank genome assembly